AUCCAAUUAUUGCGCACAUGCCGAUAAAGAGAAUAAAGUCCACAUGUGUCACUCUCCAAUGUUUUUCUUUCCUUUCCAUCGAAACAGUGCAUUUAUAUAUAGCAGUUAUCAGAGCAAGAAAGAAGGCUUGAUGAUAAUUAAUAUGGAAGAAAGCAAAGGGAGAGUGUGUGUUACAGGUGGUACAGGGUUUAUUGGUUCAUGGAUUAUCAAAAGGCUCCUACAAGAUGGUUACUAUGUUAGCACCACUGUGAGAUCAGAUCCAGAGCACAAGAAGGAUGUUAGUUUUUUAACCAGCUUACCAGGAGCAUCUCAAAGGCUACAAAUUCACAGUGCUGAUCUCAGCAAUCCAGAAAGUUUCAAUGCAGCCAUUGAAGGGUGCAUUGGAGUUUUCCAUGUAGCUACCCCAGUUGACUUUGAAUUAGAUGAACCUGAGGAGGUAGUGACCAAAAGAUCCAUUGAUGGUGCACUUGGCAUUUUGAAGGCAUGCCUCAAUUCCAAGACUGUGAAACGAGUUGUUUACACCUCUAGUGCCUCUGCUGCGGCUUUCAAUAACAAGGAAGUGUUGGAUGAAAGCUGUUGGAGCGACGUGGAUAGUCUUAGAGCUUCAAAGCCAUUUGGUUGGUCCUAUGCGGUUUCAAAGACAUUGACAGAAAAGGCAGUGCUUGAAUUUGGAGAACAAAAUGGAUUGGAUGUUGUCACACUAAUUCCAACUUUUGUGUUUGGACCCUUCAUUUGUCCAAAGCUUCCUAGCUCGGUUCAAGCUUCCUUGUGUUUUGCAUUUGGAGGAAAAAGUGCCUUUGGUUUCAUAAUUCAAACACCUAUGGUGCAUGUAGAUGACGUGGCUAGAGCACAUAUAUUUCUGCUGGAACAUCCUAAUCCAAAAGGGAGGUAUAGUUGUUCACAGUGUCUGGUAACUUUUGAAAGAAUCUCUGAACUUGUUUCUGCCAAAUAUCCAGAAUUUCAACUAGAGACAGUAGACUCGUCCAAGCAAAUUGAAGGUAUCAAGAUACAAGAUUUGUCUUCAAAGAAACUGAAAGAUGCUGGAUUUGUGUUCAUGUACGGACUUGAGGAAAUGCUUGAUGAUGCAAUCCAAUGCUGCAAACAAAAAGGGUUACCUGUGAGGUAGUUGUGUACCCUUUUUAUGUCAUAUGAUGAAGGUUAUACAUACAAUAACAUAACUAUCUGUGCUGAAAAAUGGUUAUUCAAGCUACCAGUUGAUAGAUUUUGGUUUUGGAAUUGGACUACGAUUCUAUUGGUAAUAGAAACUAGCUUUUGUGGCAAUAGCUAUUGAUUCGUUUUGGUUUUGGUUUUGGUUUGUAUUAAAUAAAUCUAGCAACAUGUGUUGAGUUGGUUGUGGAAAAUCUAGAUACAUAUGUUUUGUAAAAGUAAUGGAGUUGUGGGACUUUCCAAAGGCUAUCACAAAUGCAUUCGUGGA
This is a messenger RNA of Cajanus cajan (pigeon pea), 1435 nucleotides long. Its product is annotated as vestitone reductase. The record is from RefSeq and is a predicted model, not a curated record. Gene Ontology annotation, molecular function: oxidoreductase activity, acting on the CH-OH group of donors, NAD or NADP as acceptor. NCBI's taxonomy places the organism in Eukaryota, Viridiplantae, Streptophyta, Magnoliopsida, Fabales, Fabaceae.